Pimephales promelas (fathead minnow) is the source of this 4951-nucleotide messenger RNA. RefSeq names its product adducin 1 (alpha) (gene add1). Gene Ontology annotation, molecular function: actin filament binding. The record is from RefSeq and is a predicted model, not a curated record. Lineage: Eukaryota; Metazoa; Chordata; Actinopteri; Cypriniformes; Leuciscidae. Gene Ontology annotation, biological process: barbed-end actin filament capping; positive regulation of establishment of endothelial barrier; positive regulation of adherens junction organization. Gene Ontology annotation, cellular component: cytoskeleton; focal adhesion; postsynaptic density.
CCACAGCGCCGCGCCCCAGUCUGUGAGACGCGCACCGACAGAAACAAACGGUUGCAGAAAGAAACAGUGGACACAGUCCCACUAACGGAGAAAAACAUUAAGCUCCCCGCCUGUUCCCGAGUCGCUGUGGAUUCCAGCCGCACAUUAAAACCCCCAAAUCGCGUGUGUGAUGAACGGAGACUCAGGUGCAGGAGUGGUGACGGCCCCCCCUCCCACCAACCCCCCUCAUAAGGAGCGUUAUUUCGACCGUGUGGAUGAGAGCAGCCCGGAGUACCAGAGAGAGAGGAACAUGGCACCCGACCUGCGGCAGGACUUCAACAUGAUGGAGCAGCGGAAGAGAGUGUCUAUGAUCCUGCAGAGUCCAGUGUUCUGUGAUGAGCUGGAGUCUCUGAUCCAGGAUCAGAUGAAGAAGGGGAAAACUCCCACCAGUUUGCUUGCCCUGCAGCAGAUCGCUGACUUCAUGACCACCAGCGUUCCCACCAUGUACCCCGCAGCCCCGCAGGGAGGCAUGGCUGCCCUCAACAUGAGUUUGGGGAUGGUGACUCCAGUCAAUGACCUGAGAGGUUCAGACUCCAUCGCCUAUGAGAAAGGAGAGAAGCUCUUGCGCUGUAAACUCGCUGCGUUUUACCGCCUGGCCGACCUCUUCGGCUGGUCUCAGCUCAUCUACAACCACCUGACUGUCCGGCUGAACACAGAACUGGAGCGUUUCCUGAUUGUCCCGUUCGGUCUUCUGUUCAGUGAGGUCACGGCCUCCAGUCUGGUGAAGAUCAACCUGCAGGGUGAGAUUGUAGACCGAGGCAGCACGAAUCUGGGCGUAAACCAGGCUGGCUUCACCCUCCACUCCGCCAUCUACGCGGCCCGGCCCGACAUCAAGUGCAUAGUGCAUAUUCACACGCCCGCUGGCGCCGCGGUGUCUGCUAUGAAAUGUGGUCUUCUGCCCAUUUCACCUGAGGCUCUGGCGCUGGGCGAGGUGGCGUACCACGAUUACCACGGUAUCCUGGUGGACGAGGAGGAGAACGUCCUCAUACAGAAGAACCUGGGUCCCAAGAGCAAGGUGUUGAUUUUGAGGAAUCACGGUCUGGUGUCUAUUGGAGAAACCGUUGAAGAGGCGUUUUACUACAUUCACAACCUGGUCACAGCCUGUGAGAUCCAGGUCCGCACCCUCGCCAGUGCGGGCGGUCCGGAUAACCUGGUCAUGUUGGACCCAGCCAAGUAUAAAUCUCGCCCACGCCACCUGGAGCCGGCUGGAGACGGGUCGAGCUCGCACCCGAAGUGGCAGAUCGGGGAGCAGGAGUUUGAGGCCUUGAUGAGGAUGCUGGAUAAUCUGGGCUACAGGACUGGUUACCCGUACCGUUGCCCGGCACUGCGUGAUAAAGCUAAAAAGUACAGUGACGUUGAGAUUCCCGCUUCAGCCACGGGCUACUCAUACGCCGAGGACAGUGACUCGGGUGCGCGCUCCCCGUUAAAGCACAGCUUUCAGCGGCAGCAGCGGGACAAGACUCGCUGGCUAGCCGCCGCGCGGCCCGACGAGUCGGCGGAGGAAGGCCAGGACGGCAGCGGUAGCCCCAAGGCGAAGACUAAGGUGUGGACGAACAUAACACACGAUCACGUGAAACCCUUGCUGCAGUCUCUCUCGUCCGGUGUCUGCGUGCCAAGCUGUAUUACCAACUGCUUGUGGACUAAGGAGGAGGGUCUCAAACAGGGUGCUGUGGCCAAUCAGUUUGUCCCGAUGAACACCAACCCCAAAGAGGUCCAAGAGAUGCGCAACAAGAUCCGUGACCAGAAUCUGCAGGACAAAAAGACGGCAGGUCCUCAAUCUCAGGUGCUCACAGGCUCCAUUGUGGACCGUUCGUUCGUCCAGAGAGUGACUAUAUGGCACGACGCUCCACUCUCUGACUGUACGGACUCUAUUGAUGGCAUUGACGCUUCAGAGAGCUUUAGUCCUUCUAGGUCUAUUCGAAAGGGGGAACUAGUGACCGCAUCUAAAGCCAUCAUUGAGAAGGAGUACCAACCACGGGUCGUCAUCAGCAAAACUGGGCCAAACCCCUUCAACAAGUUCACAGACCAGGAUCUGGAGGAGUAUCGCAAGGAAGUGGAGUUCAAGCAGAAAGUCCCAGAAGCACAGGUGGAGGAGUCGGGCCCGGACAUCCCACAGGAGGAUCCAAGGGCCACCGCAGCCCCGCCACCCUCCAUAAUCCCCAGCCGAGGCACUGAAUCUGGGGGCCCGUCGGGUAACGACACCCCGGCGGAUCCUCCAGGAUCCCCUCAAAAGGAGUUUCACUUUGCGGUUCUGAAGGCUCUGGGCUGUGAGCCGGAGCGAGACGGGACGCCUGCAGGUCAGACAGCAGAGGUUGAAGAUGGUCCAGUUCCCAGCAGCACCUGCACCCCCCCGAAAUCACCUGUGCGUGUGGAGGAAGAGGCACAUCAGGAACAGACGUCUAAAGACGACAGUGACGCCGCCACUUUAAGACAGACCCUCCCCGAUCUGACCCCCGAUGAUCCCUUCGAAGCCGCCACCCUCCCCGCAGAAGACCCCGUCCCUGAACAGACUGACUCCGCCCCUCAACAGGAGGGGGAGGAGCCUGUCGCAGGCGAUGAUGCGGCGGGUGACCAUGGCAGCGAUGAAUCACCAAACAAAUCCCCUUCAAAGAAGAAGAAAAAGUUUCGCACCCCGUCUUUCCUGAAGAAAAACAAAAAGAAGUCUGAAACCCAGUGAGGAAGCUUGGCAAUACCUUUCUUUAAAUCGAUUUGUUUUUGUACUGUGUCUGUUCACAUUUAGUGCGUCGGUCCUUUUAUUACAUUUUUAUUCUUUUAGCUGUUCUGGCUGAGCGCUCAAGUGCACUUCAUGGCAAAAGUGCGGCUUGUUAAUAAGCAUGAUCAUCAGUCAUCUCUGUUUUUAUAUAGAAGAAAAAUUAAUAUGAAUAACCACUAUAUAAUGUAUUGGAAUGUAUCAAAUGUAAUAGAGAAAAAUGAAUUCAAGUUGACGUUCCUCCUGGUGUUACAUUAAAUUAGACCAUUACUCCUCUGCAUGUUUAUAGUUUUUCAAAUCAUGUCGAUAAACGCCUGAAAAAACGAAUGACCUGGAGUGAAAAGGCCUUAUUUAAUGAAGCUAUUUCACCUGACCAGGUUUACAAGAGUGUAAAACAUUUGCUUACAUUUGUUUUUGGAUGGAAAUCGACUCAUUGAAUGAAUUUUUGCAAUGGACAUGCAGUGCGAGGCAUUGAGCGAAUCUCACAAAACCUGGUCGAACGUGUUUCUGUCUCGCAUUUCUCAACCAAAAUCAAAUAAAUCAAUAAAAAUAUUUGUGUUGGGAUUGUGACAUUUUCAUAACAAAUAAUCUAAUUCUCAUUUAAUUCAUAAUGACAGUGAAAAAAAAUUGGCCUAAAAUCAAGGAGAAUUGGAGUCAAAACGUGUGUAAUUGCAAUGAAAAUUGUUAUUUUUUUGUAAUAUUUGGAUGUAAUGUAAAAGUUUUGUGAGAUCCGCCCCACAAAGAUGCGUUUCUGUCGCUUUACAUGUCGGCGUCUGUAACUGAACACUUUCGUCCUCCUGUGAAGGUUUGUUUUAAAACUGUGACGUUCAUCCUGCAUUAAUAUGAAUGACACACGUUUGCUUUUUGCUUUUAUAAAUAUAUAUAUUUUGUAGUUAUUUUUAGCUCUAGUUUUAGUUUAUACGAAGCCGCAUAUGACGUGGGGACAAAAAUAUAUAUAUCGACGCCAAGAAUGACGUACUAAUACGACCACUUAUUUUAAGUAAAUCAUGCUCACAAUAUAAUAAUUAGCUCCUAUAUAUAUAUAUAGCUCCUAUAUAUAUACAUACAUAUAUAUAUACAUACAUAUAAUAUAUGUAUGUAUGUAUAUAUUAGUUUGUCCGCAUGUCAUGUUCAGGGCUCCGUAAGUUUCAUUCAAAACACGUCAAGUAACUUUGACUCUAUCACUUGUCCUGUGAAGAACAUCACUAACUAAUCAUUAUUAAAGUUUCAAACAGCCACUGAUGAUUUUGAUGAUGCACAUGUGUGUGUUCUGGAUUGGUUUACAGAUGUCUGGUGUGUUUUCACUUACACACAUUCCUGCAGUGUGUGUCUUUAGUAACACUGAAAUUUUUCACUCAACCAACCUGAAUAACCACUGGUAAAGAAACGCGCUUCGAGAUGGACGUCUUAAUACUGAAUCUCACAAAGAAACGUCUGAUUCGUAUUUCAACCCAAAUUUAAAAAAAAGAAAAGCAUUAUUUUGCGUAGGCUAUACAAAAUGAUCUAUUUUUAAAACCCUUAAGAUUUGAUCCUGUAAACAUAACCAGUAGUGCAACAUACUUUAUGCAUACUUACAGGAAAAAAAUAGUAUAUUUGUAUUUCAGUAAUGACAUUUUUGAAGGAAAAACGUGCAAAAAAAAAAGUUUGAAAGUUGGCAUUUUCAUAUUCGUUCUGUUGGUUUUGAGUUGAAUUAUGACUUGUAUGUUUCUUUGCAGUUUUCCUGAGAUUCAUCUGUUCUUGAAUGAAUAACCUGUGAACAAUUCUCUAUAACAAAUGUACAAUAAUAAGGUAGAAAGGAGUUAAGUACUAACAAUGUUUAAUUUUGAUGGAGCAUACUAGCGUCUGGGCUUGUGCAGAUCUGGAUUCUGGACCGACGUGAAAAGCCGUGAAGUUUUACACACUAAACUCUGAGUAUCUACGACUAACACACACAACACAUGAGUCUCUGAAGUACCGCAUGGCAUUAUGGGCUUCAGCUUGUGUUGUUUGAGCUUCUCUGUUGAUGUUCUUCUCAGCCGUUUUAUUGAUAACAUUACUAAGUUUGAUGGUUUUAUUUGAACUCCUCAUUUCCAGUUUCUGUUGAAUCUUUAAAUGCUGCUUUUCCCAAAAGCAAUUGUAUGUAAUAUUUUAAAACCACAAGACUUUUGUUCAUGAUACUGUUUGUUUUGCAACCAUGAAUAAAAAUCCAUCUUUAAAAACAGC